AGACACACAUUGAACUUUGUGCGUUUUAUUUUGAAGCAGUAGACCAAUUCGAGUUAAAUCGUCACUUCCGCGCAGGCUCUGACUCCAGCUUGCAUCAUUUCUCGUCUGUGGGCAGCCGGUGCAGACAGCAUACACCAUGGUGGAGCCGGUCCCUGAGUCCAUCAGCUUUCCCUCCGAGGAGGAGACUAUCUUGAAGUUGUGGCAGGAAAAGGACUGCUUCCACGAAUGCCUCAAACAAUCCAAGAACCGACCCAGGUACACCUUCUAUGAUGGCCCUCCUUUUGCUACUGGUCUACCCCACUAUGGUCACAUCCUGGCUGGCACCAUCAAAGACAUCGUUACUCGCUUUGCCCACCAGAGUGGCUUCCAUGUGGAGCGACGCUUUGGCUGGGACUGUCAUGGCCUGCCUGUGGAGUAUGAAAUUGAUAAGACUUUGGGGAUCAAAGGGCCAGAAGAUGUGGCCAAGAUGGGCAUUGCAGAGUACAACAAGCAGUGCCGGAACAUUGUCAUGAGAUACUCCAACGAGUGGGAGACUUCAGUGACGCGAAUGGGCAGGUGGAUUGACUUCAAGAAUGACUACAAGACUCUUUACCCAUGGUUCAUGGAGACUGUUUGGUGGGUGUUCAAGCAGUUGUAUGACAAGGGUCUGGUGUACCGUGGUGUUAAAGUCAUGCCAUUCUCCACUGCCUGCAACACCCCCCUCUCCAACUUUGAGUCCCAUCAGAACUACAAGGAUGUUCAGGAUCCCUCAGUGAUUGUCAACUUCCCGUUGGUUGAGAGUGAGGAUGUUUCUUUGAUUGCCUGGACAACCACGCCAUGGACUCUGCCAAGCAACCUGGCCCUCUGUGUCAACCCAGAGUUCCUGUAUGUCAAGGUCAAAGAUAACAGCACAGACAAGACCUACAUCAUGAUGGAGGCCAGGCUGGGAGCUCUGUUCAAGUCGGAGAGCGAGUACACUGUCCUGGACAAAUUUCCUGGCAAGAUGCUGAAAGGGAAAAAAUACAAGCCUCUUUUCACGUACUUUGCCAAGUGCGGGGAGAAAGGAGCCUUUCAGGUGGUGAUGGAUAACUACGUCAAGGAGGAAGAGGGCACAGGAGUUGUCCACCAGGCACCUUACUUUGGAGCUGAUGAUUACAGGGUGUGCACUGAAUACAACAUCAUCCAGAGGGACCAGGCUCCUAUCUGCCCCGUGGAUGCCUCAGGCUGCUUCACUUCAGAGGUCACUGACUUUGCGGGACAGUAUGUCAAAGAUGCUGACAAGAAUAUCAUCAAGUGGCUAAAAGAGAAAGGCCGCCUCGUCAAUGCCAGCAGUUUCAAACACAAUUAUCCUUUCUGCUGGAGGUCUGACACACCCCUGAUCUACAAAGCUGUCCCCAGCUGGUUUGUCAGAGUGGAGAACAUGGUGGAGAAACUCCUGGACAACAAUGGAAAAUGUUACUGGGUUCCAGAAUUUGUACGAGAGAAGCGUUUCGGGAACUGGCUGAGAGACGCACGUGACUGGGCGAUUUCAAGGAAUCGCUACUGGGGCACGCCGAUCCCUCUCUGGGUUAGCGAUGACUUUGAGGAGGUGGUGUGUGUCGGGUCAAUGGCCGAACUGGAGGAGCUGACCGGAGUCAAAGUAACUGAUCUGCAUCGAGAAAGCAUCGACAGUCUGACCAUCCCGUCACGCUGUGGAAAGGGCUUGCUGCGGAGGAUCACGGAGGUGUUUGACUGCUGGUUUGAAAGUGGCAGCAUGCCGUACGCCCAGGCUCACUACCCCUUUGAAAACAGGAAGGAGUUUGAGGACAGUUUCCCCGCAGACUUCAUCGCUGAAGGCAUUGACCAGACCAGAGGAUGGUUCUACACCCUCUUGGUGCUCUCCACAGCGCUGUUUGGCAAACCGCCCUUCAAGAAUGUCAUUGUUAACGGACUGGUGCUUGCAAGCGAUGGACAGAAGAUGAGCAAGCGCAAGAAGAACUACCCAGAUCCAGGACUGAUAGUGCAGAACUAUGGAGCCGAUGCCCUCAGGCUGUACCUCAUCAACUCUCCUGUAGUAAGAGCAGAAAAUCUACGUUUCAAAGAGGAGGGUGUACGAGACGUGUUGAAGGAUGUCUUCCUGCCGUGGUAUAACGCCUAUCGCUUCCUGGUGCAGAAUGUGCAGAGGUUACAGAAGGAGGAUGAGAUUCAGUUCCUGUACAAUGAAAGCACAGCAAAGCAGAGUGACAACAUCAUGGACCAAUGGAUUCAGUCCUUCACCCAGUCCCUCAUCCAGUUCUUCAAGGCUGAGAUGGACUCUUACCGCCUGUACACCGUUGUGCCUCGCCUGGUUAAGUUUGUGGACAUGCUCACCAACUGGUACGUCAGGACCAACAGACGCCGCCUGAAGGGAGAGAGUGGCACUGAGGACUGCCUGUGGGCGCUGGAAACCCUCUUCAGUGUUCUGUUCUCCAUGUGCAGGCUGAUGGCUCCCUUCACACCCUUCAUUACAGAGAUGAUGUACCAAAAUCUGCGCCACCUCAUUGACCCUGCCUCUGUUGAAGAGAAGGACUCUGGCAGCAUCCACUAUCUCAUGCUGCCUCAAGUCAGGGAGACUUUGAUUGACAAGCGUAUUGAGAGCGCUGUCUGCCAGAUGCAGUCUGUGAUUGAGCUGGGCAGAGUGAUCCGAGACAGGAAGACCUUACCCGUCAAGUAUCCAUUGAAGGAGGUGGUAGUUAUUCACCAGGAUGCAGAGGCUCUGAAAGACAUCCAGUCCCUGCAGAAAUACAUCCUGGAAGAGCUUAAUGUGCGACAGUUGACACUUUCAACAGACAAGGACAAGUACGGUAUCCGCCUGAGAGCUGAGCCAGACCACAUGGUGCUGGGCAAGAGACUAAAGGGGGCCUUCAAAGCCGUCACUGCUUCUAUCAAGGAGCUCAGCAGCGAAAAGCUAGAGGCCUUCCAGAAGACAGGAUCCAUCACGGUGGACGGCCAUGAGCUUCAUGAAGAGGACCUGAGGUUGAUGUACACCUUUGAUCAGAGCUCUGGCUCGGCUGCACAGUAUGAAGCACAUUCUGACGCACAGGUCCUGGUGCUGUUGGAUGUCACCCCGGACCAGUCCAUGGUGGAUGAAGGCGUUGCCAGAGAGGUCAUCAACCGCAUUCAGAAGCUACGUAAGAAGGGGCAUUUGGUGCCAUCAGAUGAGAUAACAGUGUACUACCGCUGUAAGCCAGAGGGGGAGUACUUGGACUCUGUGAUCCAGGCUCACACUGACUUUAUUCUGGCUACCACCAAGGCUCCACUUCUGCCCUUCCCUGUCCCAAAGACUGCCAGCGUCAUCAUAGAGGAAACAACUCAGCUGAAGGGCUCAGAUUUGGAGUUAACCAUAGUAAAGGGAUCUUCAGCCCCUCGAGCUCCUCUAAAUGGACCAGCUUGCACAUAUGUCAACCUCAGAGUGAAGGUCAACAACAAAGAACAAGAGGGCGUUGUGCUGUUGGAGAAUCCCAAAGGGGAUAACAGACUAGACUUGGACAAACUGAAGAAAGUGUGCAGCAGCAUCUUUGGAACCAACAACACCCAGCUCAGAGUCUUCAAUGGUGGAACUGAGUUGACCAGCAAAAUGGACCUUCAGGCUCUGAGUGGUAAGACUUUGUCAGUGACUUCAGGCUCAUCCUCCGCUGGUCCCGUCCAAACCACCGACACCCUCCUGUGUCCUUACGUGAACUUGUUGCUCUGCAACGCGCAGCCAGCUGAGUGCCAGGCAGGAGAGGUGGCCACCCUUUUGCUGGUGAACCCAGUGGGCCAGAAUGGACUCAGCUACUCGGGUCUACUGUCUGAGGCUGCCAAGGUUUUCGGCCUCCGUGGCAGAUGGCUCAAGCUCUACCAGGACCAAGACCUUACUGAGGAGUUGCCACCCGAUUCAUCUGUAAAGUCCUCUUGACACCAAAACUGUGUUUGUGAGAGUUCUUCCUACCACCGCUGAAGCUUAAUCGUCAUCUUAGGACCGGUCGUCUCAGACGCAUCACUUGUCUCCUGAAUGAAGUUUCUACCACCCAGAUAUCCCCAUUGAUGUGCAGUGGAUUUAUGACUACAUGAACCGGUUCCAUCUGUUUAUUUGCUUUUUUGGUGGGGGUCCUGAUGCAAAGCAGGCUUGUCUGUCAAGUUCACAGCUGUUAAUCCAUGCAGGAGGAGUCACUAUCACUCAUGUCUUUUUUCACUCCAGGAAACAGAUUUGCAUGUCUCAAGAUAACUUGAGAUUUUGAUGCGUAUAAAUGCUAUCCAUCAUAUUUAAGCAAGACUUGCCUUUCUUCAUCCCUGUUUUCUCCCUGACCACAGAACAGCUUCUUUUCCUUGUACUUUGUUUCAUCGUCACUCAUAAAUGAUAGUUGCUAAAUGGGUGAUAUUUAUGUGGAUUUGCUAAGGGAAUGGCUUACAUCCUUUACUAGAAAACCAGUGCAGUUUGAAACAGGGUAACUUUUCAUACAUGACAAAUAAAUAGACCCAGUGGAUAGAUAUGUGAAUGAAAGAGUGUGAAGUGGCUGUUUGUGGAAACUGGAAAUUGUCUGAUUGGAGGACAAACAGACAGGCAUCUGCUUGGUAAGAAAGACAAAUGUUCAUUUACCCCAGAUUAAAAUAUGUUUUCAGGAACUCUUGGAAAUAUAGAUUCCAAGAAACAAUCUAACUCGAUUAACUGUCAAUAUUAAGAAUGGAUGAUUUUCUUUAUUAUGAUAAUCAUGCAAGCUCCUUCCCUUCAAGGCUUAGUUGAGGUGAGCUUAGUCCAGAGUAAUUAUUGCUUCGGCUCAUAAUUGGAAAAGCAAUUUUAGGCUAUUGUGCUUCGACACCAUUUUGAAUUUAGCAGAUAAAGCUAUUGUGUUCAUUGCAUUGGGAAUCCUUCUGACAAUGGAAAAGGCAUUUGAAAGGUGAAAUGGAUUUUCGGGCUGCUGUACCUUUGGGACAAAAGGGUUCUGUAAUAAAAAGAGCAACAAAUAGAUAAUUUUCUAUUUUAAGUGACAAGCGGAAUAAAUCAAAGGUGGCAAAGAA
Messenger RNA from Acanthochromis polyacanthus (spiny chromis), 4995 nucleotides. It is a transcript of the gene iars1, whose product is annotated as isoleucyl-tRNA synthetase 1. Gene Ontology annotation, molecular function: isoleucine-tRNA ligase activity; ATP binding; tRNA binding. The record is from RefSeq and is a predicted model, not a curated record. Gene Ontology annotation, biological process: isoleucyl-tRNA aminoacylation. The coding region runs from base 137 to 3895 and encodes 1252 amino acids. The transcript is spliced from 34 exons. Lineage: Eukaryota; Metazoa; Chordata; Actinopteri; Pomacentridae.